AUGCUUCAUCAGUUUUGGGUUUUGGCAGCUGCCUUUACACUAUCGUCAUCAGCAUUUGCUGAUGACUAUGAAUCAUCCACUACGCGAACUUUAUUCCCCACCAAUAUCAGCGGUAUUGAUCCAAUUGCUAAACAAAGAGAUGUUUUGUAUACUGAACCAGAGGAAAACACCAUCACUGUUGGCGAAGUUUACCAAAAUGUGGCUGCUGUUUCUGUAGCCUCUUCCACGAAACCCACCCGUGUUUCUGCUACUAGCGUUCAGGUGACUUCACUUGGUACUUCCACCGUAAUAAUUGACCUGUCAAAAGAGGCAACUAGUGUUUACGAAGUUUCCCCAUCGCAAGAGUCUGCUAUCGUUUCAAGCGUCACUCAGCCCGAAGAGUCAACCAUUGUUUCUGAUGUUUCUGAUGUUUCUGAAGACGCGACAUACUUUUCAUCUACCAGCAACAACGUUACUUCACAAAUACCGGUUACUGAAAAAUAUACGGAAACAAAACCUACGUCCACAUCUGUGAUCUUUUCUACUUCAACCACAGCUGAUCCUUCUGUAACCAAAGGUACAACACUUACUACCAUUGAGUCGAAAUCUCAACCUCUAGUUACUCAAUCUAUGGUCUCAUCGGAGCAAACAGUAACCCUUGAAACCAGCACUCUAUCAUCGGACCAAACUUUCAGUCCUACGGGAAUCACUACCACAGAAACAACCUCUCUCUCCACCUACACAUCGACUGUUACUUCUACUUUUGUUUCCAGCUCGUAUUCAAUGGUGUCCUCUUUCUAUGGAAAUACAACGAUGCUUUCUUACACAGCUAUUCCAGUUAACUACACGACAACGCAAAAAUUCACCUCCACGUCAGUUACCCAAGUUCCAACUGCGGUUCUAACCGAUUCUUCUACAAUCGUCGACCUUUUCGCCGCAGUUGCCACAAGUGAGCCAUUAUCGGUUUUCGCCCGUGUGGAAAACCCAUUGGAUCUGGCAGCUGGUGUUGAUAACGGUGGCUUACCUUAUGAAACCAACAAGUUCUACGGUAACUUCAUCGUGGGAACUCAAGAAUCAAGUGUCUUUGUUUACCCAUAUGUUCUUUUCAAGACUUCCCUAGGUAUUGCUAUUCAGCACACCAGCGCUUCUCAAUAUAGCUUUACUGACAGAAACUCUUUAAUUAACCCAUUGAACAUCGCCUCUUUCGUUGUUUCUAGCGCAGAAUUCCAGUCUGAUUCUGGUGACAUGAACUUUAAAGUGAGUGAUAUGUACCACGGCAGUUGUAAUGUCAAGUUAGUAUCCUCCGAAGAUGCCUCCAACUACAUCGAAACUCCUCUUGUUCAAGGUAUGGGGUUCGUUACUUCUGUAUUCCAUGGUGAUUUGACCCCAUACCUGACAUCGGCUGUGGGUAUCUCCACUUUGACCCAGGAAACUUCUGACAAUUUGGCUAGUGGCAUUUUGAAAUACCGCGUAACACUAUUGAAUGGUGUCGAUUGGUUAAUCUAUGUUACUGUUCCAGAUUCCAUUUCUUCUGAUGAACUUACAUUAAGUAUUGAAAAUGGUAACAUUGCCUUCAGCACAAAUGACGGUAGCUCAAUUGAUGGUCUAAUUGUUCAAAUUGCCGAGGCUCCAUCUGCUUCAGACUCAGAAACAUACUACGACUCUGCAGCUGGUAUGUACUUCACCAGUAUGGAAUUAGCAGGUACAAGUGAUGGUAAUACCGCUGGCUACAAAUUUGUGUAUGGCACCGAAGGUAAAUCCAUUAGUGGCGCUACGAUGCUAUUUACCUUGCCACAUCAUCUAAACUCUUUAACUGAAACUACUAUGGCUGCUAACACUGGUAUUCAGCUCGACUCCACCACCAAGGGUAAAAUGACAGGAUUUUUGACUACCUCCCUAGAGUUCCAAACUCAAUUGAAUGCUAAUGUCAACUGGCUACCAUGGUCAGAACAAAAGGGCGAUGAUCAAUUGGUCUACACAAGUGAACAGCUACAAUUAUUGGCAAAGGUCGCUAAUGAAGAGUUACAGGUUAGCAUUAAAGAUUCUAUUCAGGGCUUAAACACAUAUUACAUCGGUAAAGUCUUGGACAAAUAUGCUUUCAUCUUGUUGACUUUGAGUGAUAUUAUUCAAGAUGAAACUGUAACAUUGGAAACCUUGACCUCAAUGAAGGAGGCGUUCGCGUUACUUGUUGCUAAUCAACAAUUGUACCCAUUGGACUACGACACCAAAUAUGGUGGUAUCAUCUCCAGUGGAGAUUUAGGAUCUACUGAAACACAGUAUGACUUCGGUAAUACAUAUUACAAUGAUCAUCAUUUCCAUUAUGGUUAUAUCAUCCAUGCAGCAGCAGUGGUUGCUCAUGUGGACAAAAAAUAUGCCGCUGGUGACUGGGUUGAAGCAAAUAAGGACUGGGUUUCAGCUUUGAUUCGUGAUGUUUGCAAUCCAUCUUUAGAUGACUCAUACUUCCCACAAUUUAGAAUGUUCGACUGGUUCCACGGCCACUCAUGGGCCGCAGGUUUGUUUGAAAAUGGUAACGGUAAAAACGAAGAAUCUUCAAGUGAAGAUUAUCAUUUCGCUUAUGGUAUGAAAUUAUGGGGUGAAGUUACCGAAAACGAUUCCAUGAACAGAUUAGGUUCUCUGAUGUUGAACGUGCUAAGAGACAGUAUGCAGGACUACUUUUUAUACGAGGACUCUAACACUGUCGAACCAGGCCAAACUGUUUCUAACAAGGUUAGUGGUAUCUUAUUCGACAACAUCAUCGAUUACACCACCUAUUUCGGCUUGAACACAGAGUACAUCCAUGGGAUUCAAAUGUUGCCAUUGACUGCAGCCUCCGGACUGAUUAGAUCAACAAAAUUCGUACAACAAGAGUGGGAACAGAAAUUAGGACCCAUCAUUGAUAGCGUACAAUCCGGAUGGACAGGUAUACUAAGGUUGAAUCAAGCAUUGUAUGACGCUGCUACAUCAUAUGAGUUUUUCGCUCAAGACGAUUUCCAAACGUCAUUAUACCUUGAUAACGGUAUGAGUAGGACUUGGGCAUUGGCAUUCGCAGGCGGAUUACAAUAA
Messenger RNA from Kluyveromyces lactis, 3042 nucleotides. It is a transcript of the gene DSE4, whose product is annotated as endo-1,3(4)-beta-glucanase. Gene Ontology annotation, molecular function: endo-1,3(4)-beta-glucanase activity; glucan endo-1,3-beta-D-glucosidase activity. Gene Ontology annotation, cellular component: cell surface. The transcript has a single exon. The coding region runs from base 1 to 3042 and encodes 1013 amino acids. The record is from RefSeq and is a predicted model, not a curated record. NCBI's taxonomy places the organism in Eukaryota, Fungi, Ascomycota, Saccharomycetes, Saccharomycetales, Saccharomycetaceae.